This is a messenger RNA of Brienomyrus brachyistius, 3425 nucleotides long. RefSeq lists its product as uncharacterized. The coding region runs from base 135 to 992 and encodes 285 amino acids. The record is from RefSeq and is a predicted model, not a curated record. The transcript has 2 exons. Lineage: Eukaryota; Metazoa; Chordata; Actinopteri; Osteoglossiformes; Mormyridae.
AGCGCGCUGACACCAAUCGGCCACCGUAGCUUAGCAACCGAAUCAUAACAAUUCUUAUUCCGUUUAGAGUUUUCAUUUGAACAUUUAAAGCAGCUCAGACUUGCAGUUUAUCAGCAAGAGAGAAGACGCGAAAGAUGUCCAUCGUGAAAACCACCGUGAAUCUCCAGAGGAUUGACUGGCUGCUGCCGACAGGUGCAGUCAGUGUGCGGAUCGCCCCGGAAUACAUCCCCGGUCCAGUUGGCCGAGGACAAACCAGUUCCAGUGAUGCUGGCCGUCGGAAGAAGUGCCGCACCAGGCCGCCGGCAGCCAGCUCCCUGACCACGUCUGCCUCUCCUGGAUCUGCUGCCAUCCCGGUGGCAACCAGCAGGGGUCAGCAGGGCACAGGCCGCCGUAGAAAAACGGCGGGAGGCCGGUCAGGGCGAAGAAGGAGGUAUGACCAACAGAAGGGGUUAGAGCCUAAGCCCAGCUCACCAACCUUCUCCUCCUCUUCAUUUUUAUUUCCGUCUUCAGUCCCCUCCCCUUUUGUUUCAUCCCCAUUUCUUUUUAUGGGCUCCUCUGUUUUAUCCCCACACUUAGUCACACCUGUAAGCCCAGCUCCACAUCCAUUUUCAGCUCCAGGCAUGGUUCAUCUGACCCCUCUGCUUCAGGCUCCAGCACAGGCUGUAGCCGCCUCAUCUCACCUGGAAAAAUUCUAUUGGUUGUAUAACUAUUAUGUAACAAAGUACUCUAAAAUGACCUAUGACGCCAAGUGCUUUACUGAGUACUGGUGUCAGGAGUUUUGGAACAGACAUUUAAAUGAAAUUAACUUAGCGAAACAGGGGAAGAAUGAGGAUAAUGAGGGUACUCAUUCAACCAAGAGGCGUAGGAUUGAUGAAGAUGAGUUCAUCUUUCCUAUUGAUGCACUGGAGCAGCUAAGUACCAUGCCCAGGGCUCAGGAGAUGGGUGUGGAGAUGGGCUAUCAGUCAGAUGCACAUAGCUACAUUUCCCUGUAGAUUCAGCACAUAAUUACACGAGACUUGUCAUACGUACUUAGGAUAAGAUAAAAUUAGGAUAUGUUACCAUGUAGUUCUAUAGCAUAAGGUACUAUAGGAUAAGCUUAAGAUAGGAUAAGGUUAAGAUUGUAUAGAAUAAGAUAAAGAUAGGACAAGUUAAGAUAGUCUUAACUUGUAUGCCAUUUUAUGUUUUACAAAGACAUGAUAAAUUACCAUAAGUUUAGGAUAAGAUUAUAUGAGAUAACAUAGUAUAAGAAUAAGAUAGGAUUGCAUAGCAUAAGAUAAGAAAGAUAGGAUAAGAUAACAUAGAAUAAAAUUAAGAUAGGAUAGGUUACGGUAAGCUUAAGAUUGUAUAACAUAGGAUUAGAUUAAUUAUAAAUAAAGCAGUCCUCCUUAGAGGGGGGGUGGUGGAGGGAAUAUUUAAGAAAUAAAAAUAGGAUUAAUUAAGAUAAGGUUAAGAUAAGAUUGUAUAACAUAGGAUUAGAUUAAUUGUAAAUAAAGCAGUCCUCCUUAGAGGGGGGGUGGUGGAGGGAAUAUUUAAGAAAUAAAAAUAGGAUUAAUUAACAUAAGGUUAAGAUAAGAUUGUAUAACAUAGGAUUAGAUUAAUUGUAAAUAAAGCAGUCCUCCUCAGAGGGGGGGUGGUGGAGGGAAUAUUUAAGAAAUAAAAAUAGGAUUAAUUCAGAAGGUUAAGAUAAGAUUGUAUAACAUAGGAUUAGAUUAAUUAUAAAUAAAGCAGUCCUCCUUAGAGGGGGGGUGGUGGAGGGAAUAUUUAAGAAAUAAAAAUAGGAUUAAUUCAGAAGGUUAAGAUAAGAUUGUAUAACAUAGGAUUAGAUUAAUUGUAAAUAAAGCAGUCCUCCUUAGAGGGGGGGUGGUGGAGGGAAUAUUUAAGAAAUAAAAAUAGGAUCAGUUAACAUAAGGUAAAGAUAAGAUUGUAUAACAUAGGAUUAGAUUAAUUGUAAAUAAAGCAGUCCUCCUUAGAGGGGGGGUGGUGGAGGGAAUAUUUAAGAAAUAAAAAUAGGAUCAGUUAACAUAAGGUAAAGAUAAGAUUGUAUAACAUAGGAUUAGAUUAAUUGUAAAUAAAGCAGUCCUCCUUAGAGGGGGGGUGGUGGAGGGAAUAUUUAAGAAAUAAAAAUAGGAUCAGUUAACAUAAGGUUAAGAUUAGAUUGUAUAACAUAGGGGGGCGGCAUGGUGGUGCAGUGGUUAGCACUGCUGCCUCACACCUCUGGGACCCGGGUUCGAGUCUCCGCCUGGGUCACAUGUGUGUGGAGUUUGCAUGUUCUCCCCAUGUUGUCGUGGGGUUUCCUCCGGGUACUCUGGUUUCCCCCCACAGUCCAAAAACAUGCUGAGGCUAAUUGGCGUCGCUGGAUUGCCCAUAGGUGUGCAUGUGUGAGUGACUGGUGUGUGAGUGUGCCCUGCGAUGGGCUGGCCCCCCAUCCUGGGUUGUUCCCUGCCUCGUGCCCAUUGCUUCCGGGAUAGGCUCCGGACCCCCCGCGACCCAAUAGGAUAAGCGGUUUGGAAAAUGGAUGGAUGGAUGGAUGUAUAACAUAGGGCUACAGUGAAGAAAUCAAAAAUUUCAAGGCAGCAUGAAGGUAACGCACAAUCAGGGAUGUGCAAUUUCUGAGGCAUGUAUUCAAAAAAAGUAUUUUAAUUGUGUUUUAUCAUUCAUAUUUGACUUAGUUCAUGAAAUAAAAUGUUUUUUUCUACAGACUUUGAUCAGUGUUUUUGUAUUUUGUAAAAUACGAGAAAUACUGUAUGCAUGGUAAUGUCAGGUGUGCAAAAUGUUUGUGCUAACAAAGGACACAGAGCCCCUAGAAGGGCACAGAGCCAGGCUGAGCACCACAGCGCUAUCCAGCCCAUGGCUGCCGAUGGUCACAUUCCACCAGAACCCCCCCAACACUAACUCCCCAGGGAACUUCCAAGCAGCAGAGCAGAUUCCAACAACCGAGGAUCAAAGGAAAAGAAAAGAUACUGGCAGGAAGAAGAUGAUCUUGUGGCCAAAGGUUAAAAAUGUAGAAGUUUGGAGAACAAAUGUGUUACAAAUGAAAUAUUAUUUGAAAUGUGCUACAGCUUAAUCAUUCUAUCAUACAUCCAUCCAUCCAUUUUCCAAACCGGAGACUCGAACCUGGGUCCCAGAGGUGUGAGGCAACAGUGCUAACCACUGCACCACCAUGCCGGCCCACAAAUUUAAACAAAUUCAUUUUAAAUAACUUUAAUCUCAGAGCCAAUUGCCAUGUGCCCACAAAUAUUUCAAUUAUUAUUGUUUAUGAUUAUAAAUGCCGAAUACAUUCCUGGAGCCUUCGAUUUAGCAUACACAGUGCCCUCUACAGGAUUCUAUCGAAACAGCAUCUCUCAACCUCGUUCACAAGAUUUGUCUUUUUCACAAAACGUUUUUCUUUGUAAAUCCCAAAAUCUUCCUAUAAAUGUAUGUAUGAA